Bombyx mandarina (wild silkworm) is the source of this 2094-nucleotide messenger RNA. It is a transcript of the gene NGR-B2, whose product is annotated as neuropeptide receptor B2. Gene Ontology annotation, molecular function: G protein-coupled peptide receptor activity. Gene Ontology annotation, biological process: adenylate cyclase-modulating G protein-coupled receptor signaling pathway; cell surface receptor signaling pathway. Gene Ontology annotation, cellular component: plasma membrane. The record is from RefSeq and is a predicted model, not a curated record. NCBI's taxonomy places the organism in Eukaryota, Metazoa, Arthropoda, Insecta, Lepidoptera, Bombycidae.
CAAAAGAGAUGGUACUACAAUAACAUUAUACCAAUCGGAUUUUUGGUUCAGACAGGCGAAAGUUUUGGAUGACCGUAGAAUCACGACGAUUGACACCGGAGUUAUCUUUAAUAAGUACAGGCGUUCGCUACUGUCAACCCAGGUUCGACGGAUACCUCUGUUGGCCUCCUACGGCUGCCGGGGAAACAACAUACUUGCGUUGUCCAGUUGCGCGGCUGAGCGACUCGACGAAAAACGCGUAUCGGAGGUGUGGUAUCGACGGUCUUUGGAACACAAAGAAAUUUAACGAGACUUCAGAGAUAGGGUGGACAAACUACACUCCUUGCUUCCCAAUGGAAAUUAGAAACAUGCUCAACGAACUUUAUGAAGAGGAUGAAACGGGAGCGCAGGAUAAAUUCAACGUAGCUCUGAGGACACGUUAUUUGGAAAUCUUCGGGUUUACGUUAUCGUUCAUCGCACUUUCUAUUUCCCUCUACAUCUUCAUUCAUUUUAGGGCACUCCGGAAUCACCGUACUCGCAUUCAUAAGCAUCUUUUCGGUGCAAUGCUCGUCCAAGUGCUCAUCAGGCUUACUGUCUACAUCGAUCAAGCUGUGGUAAGAUCAUCGAUCAGCUCUACGGAUGAUAACACUACGAUGACCCGAGGAAUCGACAAUAUGCCGUACAUUUGCGAAGGAUCAUAUGUUCUACUUGAGUACGCUACAUCAGCGAUGUUUUUAUGGAUGUUCAUGGAAGGUCUUUACCUACAUAACGUAGUAGCUGCGAACAAUUUGCGAGAACGUGUCCCCUACCAAUGGUAUUGUGUUUGGGCCUGGGGCGCUCCCGUUGUUAUAACAUCAAUUUGGACUAUAUUAACAGCUCUUAAAUAUCGCGGUGAAAAAGUUCAAACUUGUUGGUACGGAUAUAACUUCACCGGAAUAUAUUGGAUCGUACAAGGUCCACGUUUGAUCGUUAUCUUGAUCAACUUUGUAUUUUUACUGAACAUUCUAAGGGUUCUUAUAAUGAAACUCAGCAAAUCUGCACGUCGCGAAAUCGUUAAAGUCAGGAAAGCGGUGCGGGCGGCUCUGGUACUCUUACCUCUGCUAGGAAUUACAAACAUUAUGAAUAUGUUCGAAGCUCCUCUGAGCUCUGAUCCGAUCCGGUUUGCCGUAUGGAGUUACUUAACACAUUUCUUAAGAUCUUUUCAAGGCUUCUUCAUCGCGCUAAUAUACUGUUUCUUAAACGGCGAGGUGAAGCAGUGCCUGUCGAAGGCAUACACCAACUACAUGGCGGAGAGGGCACUCCUGGUUCGGCAGAAUGCCAUUUGUGUACCAUCUAUGGAUGAAGAGCCAGCUAAAGAAAAAAAGGCAAGCUAUCUGUCUUGCUGCUUCCCAAGCAAGACUGAAAAGCGAACAAGCAAAGACUACCGGGCUUGUGCUUUGGAUUUAAACAAGGAUGAAGAGCCAGCUAAAGAAAAAAAGGCAAGCUGUCUGUCUUUCUGCUUCCCAAGCAAGACUGAAAAGCGAACAAGCAAAGACUAUCGGGCUGGUGCUUUGGAUUUCAACAACACGGCCCGCGCGCGUCGUCUCGAAUUGCACAUGGUGAGCAAUUCCCAAUUGCCUACUCCACUACAAUCGCCAUGUCCUGCUGUGGUUCGUAGACAGAUGGAAUUGCAGGAGCUCAAACAAUCCACUCCGCUAAUUCCCCGUCGGCAUAUCGUGUCGGCCCCGAAGAGGGCCGUAAGGAUUCCGUUUGAUGACGACGAUGAGGCCGUCACUAAGGAGCCCUUCUCGUGCUACGCUGAUACUCUUGAAAUGGCCGAACUGGGUGCGGUAAGCCCCUGGGUUUACAGGCGACGAUGCUCGCCACCAGAGAUGGGGAUAUUCGAUACCUGCAGCUUGACGCGCGGCUCGUGCGAUGAGCAGCCUCCUAUUCAUAUUGAGAGGUGUAUAUACGCAACUAGGGCUAUCGUACCGAGCUCACCCUAUGUGGCUGACACUGAUGCUCGUGAAGUGUAAGUAAAUUCAGCAUUUACUAUUACGUACUAUUCGUACGAAUAAACUAAUUUAAAGGCGAACCUCACUUUGAGUGAUUUACACAAUUUGUAGUGUAUUUUUU